AUGACCCCCAUCCUCAUGGCUGUGCUCUGUCUUGGACUGAGUGUGGGCCUCAGGACCCCAGUGCAGGCAGGGAUUCAACCCAAGCCGACCCUCUGGUCUGAGCCAGGCCCUGUGAUCCCCCGGGGGAACCCUGUGACCAUCUGGUGUCAGGGGACCCCAGGAGCUGAGGAGUACCUUCUGGAUAAAGAGGGAAGCCCACAACGAAGGAAAACACAGAAGCCACAGAAGCCUGUGGGCAAGGCCAAGUUCUCCGUCACACACAUGACACAGCAUGAUGCAGGGAGAUAUUACUGUUACUAUCAUAGUCCCACUGGCUGGUCAAAGCCCAGUGACCCCCUGGAGCUGGUGGUGACAGGAGCCUACAGCAAACCCAGCCUCUCAGCCCUGCCCAGCCCAUUCGUGCCCUCAGGAAAGAACGUGACCCUCCAGUGUGGCUCAGGGCAGGGAUAUCACAGGUUCCUUUUGACUAAGGAAGGAGAUCACAGGCUCUCCUGGACCUGGGACUCACAGCGACAGCCCAGUGGGCAUUCCCAGGCCAUGUUCCCUGUGGGCCCUAUGACACCUAGCCACAGGUGGAUGUUUAGAUGCUAUGGCUGCUACAGGAACAGACCCCAGGUGUGCUCACACCCCAGUGAUGUCCUGGAGCUGCUGGUCUCAGGUGAGUCUGGGAAGCCCUCCCUUGUGAGCCAGCAGGGCCCCAUCGUGGCCUCUGGACAGAGCCUGACCCUCCAGUGUCGCUCUGAUGUCGGCUAUGACAGAUUCGCUCUGCACAAGGAGGGGGGACGGGACCUCCCCCAGAGCCUUGUCCUGCAGCCCCGGGCUGGGCUCUCUCAGGCCCACUUCUCCCUGGAUACUACCAAUGGCUCCCACGGGGGCCGGUACAGAUGCUACGGUGGAUACAACCUCUCCUCUGAGUGGUCAGCCCCCAGUGACCCCCUGGACAUCCUUGUGGCAGGAAGCCUGCCUGAGAGACCCUCCCUCUUGGUGCAGCCAGGCCCCAGGGUGGCUUCAGGAGUGAAUGUGACCCUGCUGUGUCAGUCAAGGCACCAAAGGGACACGUUCCUUCUGUCCAAGGAGGGGGCAGCCGAACCUCUCCUGCGUCUGAGAUCAGAGCACCGAGCUGGGCAGUUCCAGGCGAAUUUCUCCAUGAAUUCUGUGACCUCAGCCCACAGGGGCAAAUACAGGUGCUACAGCUCAGACACCACUUCCCCCUUCCUGCUGUCAAUCCCCAGUGAGUCCCUGGAGCUCCUGGUCCCAGACUACACAGUGGAGAAUCUCAUCCGGAUGGGCGUGGCUGGCUUGGUCCUUGUGGUCCUCGGGGUGCUGCUAUUUCUGGCUCGAAAUGACACCAAAAUGGCCCUCCAAGCAGCCAGGAUGUGA
Messenger RNA from Pipistrellus nathusii (Nathusius's pipistrelle), 1380 nucleotides. NCBI's taxonomy places the organism in Eukaryota, Metazoa, Chordata, Mammalia, Chiroptera, Vespertilionidae. The record is from the annotation of a GenBank genome assembly.